Molecule: messenger RNA, 672 nt
Organism: Drosophila santomea
Lineage: Eukaryota; Metazoa; Arthropoda; Insecta; Diptera; Drosophilidae
Exons: 3
Coding region: 100-672 (190 amino acids)
Source: RefSeq, a predicted model, not a curated record
UCAAUUAAUGGAGCUUUGAUUAUUAAAACCACAUUAGAAUGUUGGGAUAGGAAUUUAAACACAGCUCAUAAGGUUAUUUUCCGAUGCUUGCUGAGUAACAUGCAGUCCAUUCACCUAGUCCUAUUUGGCAGUUACCUAUUCUGGAGUGUCCUCAGCGAACCCAUCAUAGUGUACAAACUGAAAAAUAUUGAGUGCUCAACAGUGCCUGGGUUUUCGGCGAACGCUUCGUGCCAUAUAAGAGCCGUUAACUGGAACAAGGCGGUGGCUGAAAUGGAUGUCUAUCUUCUAAGGACUUUGUACAAUAUAACGAUCCUCAAGAGAGACUACACCAACCAGUUCCAGCCGUUUCUCGUGGACGUUCAAAUAAACAUGUGCGAUGCACUAUCCAGGCGCAGCUUUAUUCCUUAUGGUUUGAUUAUUCUGAGAAUCAGCAGGAUGUUCUCAAACUUCAAUCACUCCUGUCCAUAUUACGGCCAUUUGCUAGCACGUGACGCCUAUUUGAACGAAACCUUCUUUCCCAACGUCUUCCCCCUAGGUUUCUACAAAUUAAACAUCACGAUCAUGGAGAACUACCGAACUCCGCCGAGCGCACAUGUUGGUGGUUUCGUCUGGUACGUCCAGGUGAUGCAGGCUAUCCAGCCAAAGAAGAAGAAACCCAAUCGAGACGUGUAG